AUGUCUCUCCUAGGGACAACUCUGGCCCUGAGGAUCGAGAAGCUGGAGCUCAUCACAGACGCUCCAAUACCGAGCCAAUGGCCGCCAUUGAACGUCGUCAAACACAUGAAGAACCUCCGAAUUUUGACCCUCCAAGAGGCGUCUCCAUUCGCAGGUGAGCGGCAGCAACAGCAAUUUGUCGCCGCUAUAGCUAGCUGUUGUCCGAAGCUCGAGGAGAUUGAGGUUGACCUGCCACCAGAGGCUUUGGGUGAUGAGUUUGGUCUGCAGGGAAUACGAAAAGUCAGAUGGACGUACUCUUCUGAUAUCAAUUCACUGAGCAUCCCAUUCUCCGACAGAGCCUGCCGGUGUCUCCUUCUGGCAUCCCAAACGACGCUGACGCACAUAUGUUUCCCUGGAGACAUCGACGAUUUCGAGGCGGAACACAUCAUCUCCUUCAGCACCCUCCAUUUCCCCGCUCUCCAAUCACUCGUUUUGGGAACUUGGAUAGACGUGGACUCACCCGAGAUCCCUACGGCCCUCACCCGGUUCCUUGUUGCCCACCCCACCCUCACCGAGGUCUGCUUGGGGUACAGCGCCGACGACGAAUACCGCAUCGAGCUCGAUCCGAGUGUCCUCCACGCAGCCACCACCCCAAUUCUUCCUGCUCUCCAGCGUCUGAAGGGCCACCCGGCAUCGAUUCGCGACAUCGUUGCUCGCUCGCUAACGACACUGGAGCUGGGGUCUGGCCAGGACCCAAACGUGCGAUUCGAUUUUGCCGACCUGUUCGACGUCCUCCGGGGCAUGGGCAGCCUGCCCAACGUGAAGAAGCUGGGGUACUGCGCGGGUGUGUCGGCAGAGGAUGACAUGGACCUCUUCUCCAUGUGCAUGGAUGCCCUCUCUACUCUAUGCCCGCAGGUAGAAGUGUGGGUGGGCGACCUGCCGCGGAUUGGAACGACGCUCUGGUCACUUGUGGAAGUGCUGUCCAAGUUCGCAAAUCUGCGCAUGGUAUUCGUUAGGUUGUGGGAUGUCCCAGCACCGCAUAAUUUGUCGGUGCUUGAUGGAGCCAGGGCAUUGGCAGACCAAUGUCCACAUCUCGAACGGUUCGUGUCGAAGAACGAAAGCGGCGAAGGGGUGCUGGUCAUACGUAUUUUGCGGAAUGAAGACGGGCGCAUGACGUCGACCACUCUGAGGGAGGAGGAUAUUACUUUCGAGGAAAUAUCAGCAUGA
Molecule: messenger RNA, 1206 nt
Organism: Cyclocybe aegerita
Lineage: Eukaryota; Fungi; Basidiomycota; Agaricomycetes; Agaricales; Hemipholiotaceae
Source: the annotation of a GenBank genome assembly